UAGAAGAACCGUGUAACUUCUGCCAUGAAAGUUUCCAGUAGGGUAGAGGGUUGUAAAAAUAUGUGAACCGUGUGUUGUUUUCAUCUGGUGAGGUUGUAUGGACGAUAUACCAGCCUCAUUCAGAUCGAAGCCACGUCUAAUGGCCGAUAUUUACUGUUGUUAAAAGUCACACCUAUACAUAGAAAGUCGGGCGGACCCGGUGGGGGUCGGCACUAUCAUCAACAUUCUUACAGUUGGCUCAGAAAACAAACCCGGAACUGAGGUCUCUCUGUUGAUGAAGCUGGGAUUCACUAUGGAAUCGCCAGCGGACGAUUUAGAGAAUAGCAUCUUAGGGUUGUGCUUAUUAACUCGGAUCUAGUUUCUCACAGCAUCUCCGCCAAAUCCUGAUUCCACUGCGUGCAAAUCUCACAGAGCUGUUCUUGUGCUUGGUUGCCAUUACCACUACUGACUGCCAGGCUUACUAAAGGGACUGCUUGGCACCAUACGCCCGCACAAGUGUUUACAGACGUUGAGGACGUACGCUGUGUGUUGAUCAAUCCAGGAAGCCGUCGAGGAAUUCAUGUGUGCCAGUGUUUCUCAUGGAGUUACAUCUGUUAUCAAUGGUGCUAACGGAGUUAAUCCAAUCAACGGCGAACCACCAGGGACGAACGUGCAAACAAACUUAGCAGAGCAAGGUGUUAGUAAGACUAAACCUAUAGUUACCAAACCACAAAAACCUGCGGCUUCCGCAGUCACACAGUCAGCCAAAAUGGGGAACCAACAAGGAGCCGAGAGUGGAAAAAAUCAACAUGGUUCUAAGAAGAAGGAAAAGAAGGACACGUCCCAAACUUCCAAGUCCAACUCCCCGACCAGUGAAGCCACGUCACAUAAAAGUAAAUCCCCCUCAGUGAAGAAAAAGUCUUCCCCAGCGUCUCCAAGUAAAAAAGUCUUCAAGAAGAAACAACCGUUUGUUAAACAGGAUCCCAAGGAAGAUGUUUCGAAAGCAAAAGAGGCCUUGGCUGCAGAUCAGCAAUACACACAAGACGUAUUUACUGAUGCCCGAGAAACAAUGAACUGUACAGGACAAAAUGACCAGGAAAAAAGUGAGAAAGCCAUAGGGGAUUCAUCCUCGGACAACAUUUCUUUUGAAAGCGUUAGUUGUGGAACACCUUUACGAGUAGCAACUCCACGUGUUCAAAGAGCACAGGCGAAGGUAGAGACCACUCAACUCACCCCAGCUAACCCGGUUGACAGUGUAGACGAACUUGGAAAAUGCAUAGAGAGGGCAAUCAUGGAACGGUUUUCGGAUGAUCCGUCUAUUGCACUGGAAGGAGGCUCGCAGUCAGAAGUGACCUUUGGUGACGGGAAGGAUUUACCGGUGGAGCAUGAAAAUGUAUCAGAGCGCCAUGAAGAAGGGGGAAAGACUAUAGCUCCUCAAAGAAGCUGCAAAGCGUCAAAUAUUUCCAAUGCUCCAGAUUCGAGUCCAGCAACAUUAGACGUGACUAAGCCUAGGGAAAUAUCCAAACCAAUCCGCAAGAUUAAAAUCGAACCAGUGUGUGUAGAGCAAGGCGUUGGCGAAAAAAGCAAGUCAGAUGCAACAAAGGACAUUGAAAGGUAUGUCGAAAUAACAUGUAAGGAUGAAUCCAAUACCUCUGUUUCACACGAUACAAACAUUGUUACUCCUACUGCGGUGGAACGCGUUUCAAUGAAUAAAGAUAUAUCCAAAGCCUCUGUUUCAGAAGAUACAAACAUUGUUACUCCCUCCGCAGUGGAAGACGUUGCAACCGAUAAGAAUAAUUCCAGUGCCUGUGUCUCAAAAGAUACAAACAUUGUUGGUUCUUCCACGGCGGAACGCGUUGGUGCGGAAUUCGUAACAAAAAUCGCACAGUCCGAUACAAAAUAUGUGGAUAGUGAGAACUCCAUGACAAAACCUGUGUUAGACGCAACGCGUCCAUCACAGCCCACAGAAGACAUAGAGAUGUGUUCUACAAAUAAGGCCCAGUCGAAAGGAAUUUUCGAAAGAGAUGUUGAGCCGGAGAUUUAUUUAAAGGAGAUAACACCAUCACCAGUAUUAAUGGAAUCUUUAGAAGGAAAAGAAACGAAAGUUGCAGAAUCAGUGAAACAUAACAUUGACGAAGUUUCUGUGAAUUCUCCUGAAAAAGGCUCGCAAAUCCUCCGUUCUGCUGUUGAUGUGACACCAAGUGAUGUUGUCUCUGAUACAAUUACGACCACUGACUUAAACAAGCCUCAUUUGAGGGGUUCUGAGAAAAGUGACACCGAAUCUUCAGAUGUAUCACCUGUCACUGAUAUUUCAGAGGACAGUCAGACUCCUUUAUUUAUAUCAGAACCUGAUAUAAUCAGAGCUGACGGGGAUAAAAUCACUGACACUGUCCAUGGGAACUCUGAAAGCAUCGGCAAAGAAAGCGUUGUGACAGAAGCUAGAGCCGUUUCGUGUUCCGAUAAGCAAGAAGCCGUGAAGCCGCGGAGUCUUCCCGCCAGAAGAUGGCCCUCUGCAGACACCUCUUCAGCGAUAGAGCCAUCAGGCCGAUCAAUGACUCUUGCUGAGAAAAGGCAACAUAGAUUAACAGAUCCACUCGUAGAUACUUUAUUACUCCUGAUUAAACAAACUAUGGAGUCUGAUGACAUUGACAGUCAAAUUUCAGCCAAGACAACUGCAUCUAAAAUAGUCCUUUCUAAGACAGGAAAUAUUCCUGAUGUACCAAAACGUCCACAAGUACCAUCUCAAGGUAACCCAGAUGAGAAGAGGCUAUGCGUAACUGAGGAUGCGAAAGGCGGUGAAGACGCGGAUAAGACUUUAACCCCUGAAGAUAUGGUUGAAAUUGAGAGAUUGAAGCAGCAGGCAAUGGCUGUCGAAGAAUCGGAAGAAAUUGGCGGAAUGAAUGACGAUACAUUAACGCAAAAAGACCUGGCAGAAUUUGAUCGGCUUAAAAAGGAAAUGUCAAAAGAUGCCAAAGACAGCGAAAACUUCCCGUUACAUGUAGAAGAUCGCUUUGAACUGUCCUCAGGAGAGACGACAGAGGAUUCUGUCAUUGAGAAACCAGUUCAAAAAGCACCUGAUCUGGAGACAACUAAAGAAGAGAAAGUGCUAGAAUCACAGGCAAUGCCAGGGGCGACUUCCUUCUGGGAAGAAACACAGCCAGAAAAAGUCGUCAAUUCGCCAGAAAUUCGCAUCGAGCCAAAAUCAGAAAGUCCUGUGGUUCGCAAACGGUCACUAACUGAAGAGGAAAUCAGGAGAGAGAUACGCAAGUUCAUGAUCCCUGAAAUGAAAGAGUCUUUACCUAAUGGUGGAUCAAUGAAACAAAUGUUACAUGAUUUACACGACAUCACCCCAACAUCUGAGUUCUAUCCAUCCAUGGAUGACCGCGACAGCACGGAUUCUCCAGAGCCGGGAAACAGCUCUGGUGUGAGGUCCCGAACAUCCAUUACUUCCUCAGAGCUGGACAUAUCCGAGCAGCGCGAUGACAUGAGCACGGGUACAGACAGCAUGUACGCUGACGACGAAGACGACUCUUCUUCCGAAGUGCUCUUCUGUAAGACCUACACCGAGCCUGUGCGAGGCGCAGAGGUUUUGGUGAGCUGUACUGUCGUGAACAGUGCCCUGAAAGAGGGUAACAGCAGCAGUGAUGAGUUCUGGGCGGAGAACUCCGCGGCUGAGGACGCUUACCAACAGGUCGAGUUCGCCGCGGCCGCAGUUAACCACCAUUUUACCCACGCCAGGUCUCAGAUGCAGGACAUUCAGCAUCAUCUCCAAGCUCUGAAGUACCAGAUGCGAGACAUGGAAAAACAGGUGGUUAAGACAAAUACACAACCCACAGAUGAGUUUGCUUUCGACGGCCCGGAACGUCGCGCUGUAACAGACUAGGGUGCCGAAUAUCUCAGCAUCCGUUAUGUCUACAGUAACAGUUUAAAGACUUCCUCAUGUGGAACUAUUGAGAUGUUACCGCACAAUAAUAUUUUUCAUACCUCAAAAGACUUCGUUUGGAAUGAAAUUUUCCCCUGAUUUUCAAAAUGUGAUUUACCUUUUUCUGGCUGUACAAAUUUCAACUUUGAGAACUAAUUUCCUCUGUACCGAUCUAAAUGUAUAUUUUUGCAUUUUCGAAUGUUUCCAACGGGUUGUUUAUGAAAGCCGCUAAGGCCAUUAUCGCACCAUCGUUCCAACGUUAUGUCGCCGGACGAUAGUACGAAACAAUGGCAUGACGGGAAGGCCCAAUGGUUCGAAACAAUUGUAUAGACACGAUUGCACGACGGCACGAAGCGAUGAUACAAUAGUACGAAACAGUUGUCAUCUUAGCUUCGACCCAUACCCUCGUCGCUUCAUACGUUUGUCUUUUGAUAAUGCGAUGGUACGAUGAUACUUUGAUGUUCUAAACCGGUUUCCAUAAACUGUAAUUAUCAUAAACAAAUCCAUUGUUACAGUUCGUGCAGAAGUGUCCUGUAGCUUUUUUUUUAGUUGCCUCAACAGAAUUCUACAGGAGAAAAGAGCAAAUACUGGCUCUAUGUCUCGUGAACAGCAUUUGGGCUCUUAACUUCAAGGGUUUCUUUUUUCAGAUUAAGUGUAAUUCGCCAUUCUAGACACAAGUCUUGUGACGAUCGCUGCAUUUAUUCAGCGUGUAACAUUUUAGAAAUAUAACUUUGAGAUUUAGGCUGAUUACAGGAUCAAACGUAUAAAUGUUUAUUUGUUUCAUUUUGGACGUUUUAAACAAGUUGACGAUGUACUAAAUAUGGAAAGUUUGUUUGGCAUGCUUCAAGCCUUUAGACCUACACACAUUUGCUUAAACAUGGCUUUCACUUCAUAUGCUGCCACAUCCAUAAAACUUCUAGCAAAUUCUCAAUCUACAUAAUUUUCUUAUUAAAACAGAGACGUCGACAACACCGCGCCAGUGCAAUUAAUUGAAUCCAUAAACAAGACAUUAGGUGACAUAUUGAUGAGACGUGCAGUCAGAAUGGGCCACAUAACAUCCAACACCGUUCAUCGCUAUAUACUCGUUUACCUUCUGUACAUGAGUCAGGGUUUAGGUAUUCAGGAGAACAUAAUGGCGCACACAUAUUCAAUAAUAAAUAAUGAACAAACCUAAUUCAUUGUAUGACUACUAAACAAAAUUAAGCUUGAUCUUUGGGUUGUACUUUAAAGUGACAUGGUCCUCCAAAUAUUGGGUAUAUUUGAGCUAUUACAGAGUGACAUGAGUAUCGCGUAUUUUUCUCAAGAAAUAAAAGACAAGCUUUUCGUCAAUCCCCUUACCACCACCACCCCAUGCUCAGCAUUGUACGUUAAGUGAAUGUUUAGAAAUAACAAAAAAAAUGAAAGUUGAAAACUCCAUCAGAAUAUUUAAAUGAGGCGCUGUCAGUUCAGUGGACAGCGCUCGGUAAACUUUAUAUGUAAACAAACUUAGCUGAUUACACGCGUGAAAGAAUGACUUAAGGCUCGUGACAUGAUCGGCCAAAAAUGGCCGUAAAAAGGAGCUCGACAGGUUGACAAGCAACUCUAGAUUUGUAAUUGGUGGUCAAUUUGAACGGUGAACUCCACUUAAGAACGAAAAGGGUCUAACGAAGAUGUCGUAAAACUACUGCUUGAUUGGUGGAUGCAGGGGGUGUUAAACUUCGAACAGACCAAAGUUUCUGACUUUUAAGUUUACUGACAAGAUUAUUCGUAACGCUUUCAAUGAGUUCGUCGACUGAUCGAAAGUCAGUAUAGUAUGGAACUUUUCGAACGCUGCGCAUAUGUGACGGGCCCUUCCGGUCGAAUAUUAAUGAGGCAAAAUGGCUUGCCCUCUUUGUGUUGAAUUCGGAUAACUGCAGGAUUUCUCCGGGCUUGUGCAAGCUACAUACUCAAUAAAUAUUUUUUAUUUUAACCUGAGUGAUUUAGUUUUUGAACAAACUUUAAAACUUUGUUAAGACAUUGCACUCAGAAUUUGCGUAAAAAUUCAAAUUUUGCUCGACCAUGUCACUUUAAGGUUUAUUAAAGCAAUCUGUACGUUUACGAAUGGUCUUGAAAGACAAACGGGUAAUUUCGGCUUAACAUCAAGAUUCAGUACGUCUGAACCUUCUGCAGAGCUGCCCAUAUGUCGUGCUUGUGUCCCUUGUACCAUCCAGUGUUAAAAGAAAAGUCAUUCCCCGAUCUAGUUCCAAAUCUGCCUUAAGUCACACUUCACAUGGAAUCAAUUCAUGUCCUCUUCGUUCCAUACCUCAUGCAAACCUGACGCGUAAUUAAGUUGUUUAGAAUUACACUGUACGUGUUUACUGGGAUCGUACGUAGAGUAGAGUGUAUCCCAGAGCGUAAUUGUAUUAGUGACAGUGUUGAGCGAACGUUUCACCGUGCCUUUAGUGUGACUGUAUCCUGUUAGAAAUUGAUAUAGAUUUGAUACAUUAAUAUAUUGAUAUGGAUGGAAUUAAAAACACUUUACUUCAA
Messenger RNA from Liolophura sinensis, 6406 nucleotides. RefSeq lists its product as uncharacterized. The coding region runs from base 560 to 3862 and encodes 1100 amino acids. The transcript is spliced from 2 exons. The record is from RefSeq and is a predicted model, not a curated record. NCBI's taxonomy places the organism in Eukaryota, Metazoa, Mollusca, Polyplacophora, Chitonida, Chitonidae.